AUGGAGAAGAUGAAACAGCAAAAAGGUAUAAUACCUGCAAUUGAGACAUUGCUUCCAACAGCUGAGCACAGAAUGUGUGUUAGGCAUAUCUACAGCAACUUCAGGACAGAGCAUGCUGGACUUGCACUGAAAAACAUUCUCUGGGCUGCGGCAAGAGCAACUACCAUUCCCUGGUAUGAAGCAGAAAUGGAGAAGAUGAAACAGCAAGAUGAAGGGGCGUGGAAGUGGCUUAUCAAAAGACCAGCCAAAAAUUGGAGUCGAUCUCAUUUUGAGCUGGAUUCUAAGUGUGAUCUGUUGUUGAACAACCUCUGUGAAUCCUUUAACUCUUGCAUUUUAGAUUCAAGAGACAAGUCUAUCUUAACAUGUCUUGAAAGGAUUAGAGUUUAUAUCAUGUUAAGAAUGGCUAAUAGAAGGAUUGCUUGUACGGUUUGGAGACAUCCAGUUGGGCCUAGGAUUUUCAAGAUCAUUGAGAAGAACAAGUUGGGAGCUAGUCAAUGCAUUCCUAGAUUAGCAGGUGAGAGCAAAUACCAAGUGAGCCAUAUGUAUGGGGGAGAGUAUGUAGUGGAUCUAAAAGCCAAGACUUGUUCUUGUAGAAGAUGGGAUUUGUGUGGGAUCCCAUGUUCUCAUGCUAUUUCUUGUAUAUUUCAAAAGGAGGCCAAUGUGUUUGACUAUGCACAUGACUGUUAUAAGAAAGAAGCCUAUCUGAGUUCAUAUGAACCUAUGGUACAUCCAAUACCAUCCAUGGACCAGUGGCAGAGAACAAAUUGGCCUCCAAUUAAACCUCCUCCAUAUAAGAAGCAACCUGGAAGACCCAAGAAAUCAAGGAACAAAGAACCAGCUGAGGUCGAAGUACCUGCUCUAGUUCCUCCAAACCCUUUGCCCCCAUUUUACAAUCCACCACCUACUAAGUUGAGAAGGAUUUAUGUAAAGGUAAGAUGCUCUGUUUGUGGCCAGGAGGGACAUAAUAUGACACAGCAUGCCAACCAAGGGGCAGCACAGGCCCUUCCUAAUCAGCCCAACCAAGGAACAUUUGGCUCUUCUACAGUCCAAGGAGCGGCUCAGGCCCAGCCUAAUCACCCUAACCCAACUAGAGGGAGAGGUAGAGGUACUACUACAGGAAGAGGGAGAGGAAAUGGGAGAGGACAAAUGCCAAUUGGAACUAGAAAUGGAGGAUGCUCUGUUGGAAAUGGGACAACACAAAUGCCAUCGUCAUGA
Molecule: messenger RNA, 1215 nt
Organism: Prunus avium (sweet cherry)
Lineage: Eukaryota; Viridiplantae; Streptophyta; Magnoliopsida; Rosales; Rosaceae
Source: RefSeq, a predicted model, not a curated record